AUGAAGUGUCACUCGCCCAUCAUCCUCGCCACCUCGGCGCUGAUUUUUGCGAACCCAGCAACCGCAGACUGGCAAUUCCGCUCCCGCCCAGACCUCGCCCCGCCACGCCUCAACAUCACCAUCCCCGCCUCCGCCGUUGAGCCGGGCUAUCUUUUCCUCGCCCCCUUCGCUGGACUCCCCGACACGCCGACGGCACAGCACGGUCCGCGCCAGGCCGGUCCCUACAUCCUCCGCGACGACGGCGACCUCGUGUGGUCCGGAUACGCCAUCUACAGCAUCUGGGCGACCAACUUCCAGGCCGCGCGGUGGCGGGGCCGCGACGUGCUCUUCAGCUUCGAGGGCGAUCACAACGCCGGGUACGGCCACGGGCACGGGCACGUCACGAUCUUGGACCAGCACUACGAAACGAUCCGCGAGCUGCGGGCCGGAAACCACAAGCUGGUGGACAAGCAUGAGUUCCACGUCGUCAACGAGGAGACGGGACUGAUUCAGAUCUAUCAGCCCGUGCCGAGAGACUUGACGCCGUGGGGCGCCGAGCCUGAGCAGCAGUGGAUUGUGAAUGCCAUCAUUCAGGAGCUCGACAUCGCCACCGGAAAGGUCCUUUUUGAGUGGUCGAGUCUAGACCAUGUCUCGCCCGACGAAGCGAUCCUGCCCAUCAACCCGGGCCAGGCUGGCUCCGGCUACAACAGCUCCGACGCCUGGGACUACUUCCACAUCAACAGUGUCGACAAGGACGACCAGGGAAACUACCUCAUCUCGGCCCGCGACGCCUGCGCCGUGCACAAGAUCAACGGCACCGACGGGUCCAUCCUCUGGCGCCUCGGCGGCACGAACAGCUCUUUCGCCCUCGGCGACGGCGUCGACUUUUGCUUCCAGCACCACGCGCGCUGGCUCUCGCAGGCCAGCGAUGGCGAUGACGACGACGGACAAGAAGUGAUCAGCCUGUACGACAACAGCGCGCACGGCACGGAGCACGACUCUGGCGGCGAGGUUCACACGGCGCCGACGAGCAGCGGCAAGAUCAUCCGUGUCGACACGCGGACCGGCAAAGCGGAGCUCGUGCAGGGGUUCUACCCGCCGGACGGCCUGCGUUCCAAGAGCCAGGGGUCGACGCAGAUCCUGCCGGGGGGCAACGCGCUCGUCAACUGGGGGUCCGAGGGCGCCGUGACCGAGUUCGCGGCGGACGGCACGCCCGUGUUCCACGCGUACGUGGACUCGGGCGCCCUCGGUGUCGGGGUGGAGAAUUACCGCGCCUUCCGGUUCAACUGGACGGGUCUACCGUCCGAGGAGCCGGCGAUCGUCUCGCUCGAAGACGCGGGUGGAACGACAUUGUACGUCUCGUGGAACGGGGACACCGAGACCAAAACGUGGCGGUUCUACGAGGUCAGCGACAAGCACGGUUCGAGGGAGUUCCUGGGCGAGGCAAAGAGGAGGAGCUUUGAGACUUCGCUGCGAGUUUCAGGACGGCGCGUCAACGAGGCCGUGGCCGAGGCUGUUGAUGAGAGGGGAGGCGUCUUGAGGGGGACGGGCAUCGCGAGGAUCGAGCCGGAGGUCCUGCCCAUCACCGCCGGUAAGGGCCGUCAGGUGCCUCGUCCAAAGGUGUCGGAGGGCGAGCCUGUCGAGGGGGCGCCUGGGAAGGUCAAAGGGCUCUGGGAGUGGUCUGCGAUCUGGAUUGCUGGGUGGCGCAAGACCGGUGACCUCUGA
Messenger RNA from Colletotrichum higginsianum IMI 349063, 1704 nucleotides. Its product is annotated as Secreted protein. NCBI's taxonomy places the organism in Eukaryota, Fungi, Ascomycota, Sordariomycetes, Glomerellales, Glomerellaceae. The record is from RefSeq and is a predicted model, not a curated record. Bases 1 to 1704 code for a protein of 567 amino acids. The transcript is spliced from 3 exons.